Messenger RNA from Acanthaster planci (crown-of-thorns starfish), 2742 nucleotides. Its product is annotated as glycine receptor subunit alpha-3-like. The record is from RefSeq and is a predicted model, not a curated record. Gene Ontology annotation, molecular function: extracellular ligand-gated monoatomic ion channel activity; transmembrane signaling receptor activity. Lineage: Eukaryota; Metazoa; Echinodermata; Asteroidea; Valvatida; Acanthasteridae. Gene Ontology annotation, cellular component: membrane. Gene Ontology annotation, biological process: monoatomic ion transmembrane transport.
ACGCCAAUCUCCCCUGUGUACCGCUGAUAAUUACUCGCUGUCAUAUGAACUGUCGCCAGCUCAAUAGUCGGCUCAGUGAGCCUACGGCUAGUGUGCACAGAAGUUUUUCAAAAUUUCAGUUUAAAAAACGAACAUAGUGCACAUUCAGAGUUUUCAACGAUAUAGGACAUCGACUAGGAUUUUUCUCCUGAAAUGUGCAGGAGCCCACGCAUUGCAUGCUACCUUCUGGGACUUGAACUUAACCAGCGUCAAUCAACUCAACGAAAAGCUGUCCUUUUUCACGAAAGUGCGCGAUGUUGCAGACAGAAGAGGUGACACACAGCAGUAUGUGAGGACCUUGGAAUAAUACACGCCGACAAAACGGCACACCGGUGGUUGGCAUCGAGGCUCGAGGACAGCACACGGAGACUUGAUUCGCCUCACAAUCCGUAGUCUCCUUCGAUCAGUAGACUGGAGGUCGAUGCGUCAAGAUGACAACGAAAAGCUGGAGGUUUAGGCCUACAAGGAGCUGCGGCGUGCAACCGUGCAUUGUUUUAUUGCUGACAGUGGCAGCAUCGAUCAGCCUCGCCAGCGCCAGCAUGAAUGUGACAGCAGUGCUGGAUAGCAUUCUAAGGGGCUACGAUAACCGCGUUCGACCAGACGGCGUAGCGGAAAACUCUGCGGGUCUACAGGAACCAGAUGAAAAUCUCCCAUUGCGAAUACUGGUUCAAAUCUACAUCGAAAGCGUGGAUGGCAUCAGGGAAUCGACAAUGGAUUGGACAGCGACCGUCUAUCUGCGGCUGUUUUGGCAGGACAGACGGUUGGCCUUCCACGGCAACCGUAGUCUGGCCCUCCAAAGCAAAGGCAUUGAGAGAAUCUGGCUGCCAGACAUAUAUUUCCUGAACGAGAAGAACGCCAGGGUGCACAUGGUGACACAACCAAACAAGCUGAUGCGAGUCCAGCCGAAUGGGAAAGUGUCGUACAGUCAAAGGAUCACCUUGACGGUUUCCUGCAACAUGAACCUGCAAAAGUUUCCGAUGGAUUCCCAGGACUGCGAUAUCAUCAUUAGCACUUAUGCCUACUCUACGGAAGAUGUCCUCCUCUAUGUGGACGAUCAUAGCAUCCAAAUAGAGCCCGCUGUCACUAUAUCCAAAUUCAGCCUGACUGGUAUGGAAGCGAAACAGGAGACACUGGAGUUUUCUUUGGGGAAUUUCAGCAGCGUGAGAUGCUACUUUCACUUCAUACGUCAGAUGGAGUCGUACUUCCUCACCGUGUACAUUCCUACCUUGCUACUGGUCAGCAUCGCCUGGCUGUCUUUCUGGAUUGACGCCAAAGCAGCCCCCGCGCGCGUAGCCCUGGGUAUAACUACGGUCCUGACCGUGACCACCAUGACAGCCGGCAUACAGGAGACGCUACCAGUCGUCACCUACGCGAAGGCGAUCGACAUCUGGCUGGUAGUCUGUCUCAUGUUCGUGUUUUUCUCUCUACUUGAGUACGGCGUGGCCAAUUUUCUCCUCAUUAAACAGGCGAACAAGGCAGCCUUCACAGCUUCGAUUGACGACAGAAGUAAAAGGAACAGGACACUUGAAGGAGGCCCUCAAGAGUCUAGUCAAGGCCAACUGAUGACAGCCGACCGAAUGGACCGAUACGCUCGAUGGCUAUACCCCAUCGCUUUUCUCACUUUCAGCGUCUGCUAUUGGAUAAUUUUUCUCACAAUGUGAAACACAGAUUUAGAAACAACGAUGUUUGUUCACUUUCUCUGGUAUAAACUUCGGUUCCUGGUUUGAGAGAUGCCCAAUGAUUACCACUGAAUGCAAUAUUUAUUUGGUUUUAUGCAAGACUGCUCUAAACUCCUUUUGGCGGGGGUGCGUUUGUUUAAUUCACUCGAAUUAGUGAUGCUGGGGUCAUUAUUACUGAGUGGAUGGCGUUUUUGUGCUCAUUCUGAAGUGUCUUUCCAUACCAUAAAUAUCAUUUUGAGAAUAGCACGCCACGGUGUAGGCUUAAUACGAAGUAAUUUGAUUAUAUCUACACUGCAUCACGGAUCUUUUAAUCCUUCAGCACUAAGUUUGAAAGUGUCAGUAAAAUUGUUAAUAUUUUGCAUUUUGUUAUUCCCGCGAUAAGGAAAGACAAUCUCAGAUUAGAAGAUCUUUUUACUCUUGAUUGAGCAUUUUGAAACAUGAAUUUUGCUUUUAUAGACAUGGAGCCUCAUGUGUUACUCAGUUAUUUGAGUUGGAUGAUAAGGUCUAAAGCAAACAUUUUUUCGUGCAAUAACUUAAUCUGUAAGAUUAAACUCUAGGUCGUCUGCUAUGUUGUAUGCUAUACAGUAGACAAUAUUGCGCAUUACGCUGUUGUAAACUGAAACAUGUUUUAUUCAUUUUGUUAUUUGAGCUAUUAUGGCCGUGUCUGACUCACUGGCUAAGGCUUGAAUUUACGCACUAGGCUAUUGCAGUGGCCGCGGCCAGUUCCCAUUAAGUCGUGCGUAUUCAGGCUGCAGCCAAGUGAAUCGGACAUGGCCUAAUAGUCAAUAAAAAAGAAAUGGUUAAUGCAGUUCAGAAAAAGGGGUACUACAAGCAAAGUGGUAUAUGCAUAUUAUUUUUACAGAAUAUUUUUCCAUCUGCCGCAUUUCCCCACUAACUUCUGUUCUAUCGUCUGUUCUUAACUGCUUUUUGUACGUUAUAAACAUUGUUUUAUGAAGCAAAUGAAAAAGGAUUACAGGGACGCCAUGAUAAUAAAAAAAAACGGCUUGUGUAGACUAUUAAAGCA